AACAGAAAAUCUUUAAGAAAUAAAUUAAAUUGAGAAAAAACCAAAGGCCGAUUCUUCUUCAGCUGCUUUGUCCACUAUAUUUCAGUAUUUUUUUAAAAAAUCACUAAAAAAACCUGUCCGAACAGCUUCCUUAAUUUUGCUUUUUUUUUUUCCCUCUAUUUUAUUAAAUCCCAAAUCCUCUCAUCAAUUUAUCCACAGAAUUUUUAUCUUCUCUGUUGUCUCCAAAUUCACCACUAUCAACCCACACUCUCUCACAGCUCAUAAUCCAUCCAUGCUUUUUCAAUAAGGUGCAGCAAUUCCAGAAGAAAAUGAAGACGCAUAUGGUGGGGUUUCAGACCCAUCUCAGUUCCUCCUCUAUUUAACAAGAAUUUGGUAGAAAUUACCCAUGGAAAUUUACAGAGUUCUAUCCAUGCUCUGUCCAUUCUGUUAGGGAUUCUGCUGUUUCUGAUUCAAUUACUCCAUCCAGAUGCCUCUUCAAUGGAUCUAACAAUACGGUUCAGUGCACUGUAAAUUUACUGUUUCUUGUGUUGUACAAUCAGGAUUUUUAUCUUUUGUGUUGGCUUCUUUGUGGACGCAUGAUUUUGGGUACCCCUCUUCUGGAUUGCUAUUUUUAUUAUGAAAACUGUUUGUGGUGAGAUUUGAGUUUGGAUAUAUAGAACAGGAAAGGGGAACUUUUGGGUUGGUGCUUUUUGUUAUAUAUACAAUUUUUCCUGGCAGCAAUGGUGUCUGCAAAUGACCCUAUGGAAUCGUUUCUCAAUUCAAUUCAAGUGGUGAAAGAUGCACUCUCGCCACUUGAACUUGGGAUUCGGAAAGCGGCAAAAGAUAUUGAGAAUUGCUGGGGAGUUUCUAAGAACAAUAGGGUUAAUAAUCUUGAAUUCAGAUCCACUGAUAAUAGGAACUUUAACACUAAGGUUCAGAUCUGUGCUGUGAAAAAGAGAAGUUCUAGUAAUAACAAUGGCAGUAAUGGGAACUCUGUGGCUGGAGAAGAGAGGAAGAAAGGUUUUUCCAUUAAGGUUCCUAUUAGAACUUUUUUGGGCUUGCUUUCACUGAAUCCAGAAAAUGGGAUGGGGAAGAAAGGGUUGAAAGAGAAGGAAAUAGGGAGUGAAGAUGGGUCUUGCACGAAUUGUUUGCAGUUUGCAGUAACUUGGUCCUUGUUAGUUAAUAGCUUUGUUCAGGCAUUUCCUAGCCCUUUCAAGACAAGCAAGAAGCGGUUUCAGAAAUUAGGUGAUGAUGAUAGAGGUAAUUUGCAUUUGUGCAAACAUGGGUUAAGAUCAGAGGUUUCUAGUGAGUUAAAUCAAAAGGAAUUACAAGGUCAUUAUGUUAAAGCAGUUCAGGAUGAUAGUGAAAACCAUACAGAAGGGAAACAUCUAUCGCUUGAAUGCAUUAUAGGUUUUAUUUUUGAUCAAAUGGCUCAUAAUUUACACAAAUUUGAUCAGAGUUUGCAGCAAGCAGACGUCAAUCGUUGUGAUUAUGAUCGCUCAACUCUGCCAUCUGAAUCCUCUCAGUUUGAUCAUUUGAGGGCACUCGUGAGUAUUUGGGAAGGUCGAAAGGUGGAUGUAAAUGGGUUUUUGGGGAAUUUGAAGUUUGCAAGAGUAGGAGGUGUGCCGUCUGGUAUGGUUGGAGUAUCAUCUUCUGUCAGUGAAGGAAGUGAUGAUGGUAUCAGUGGUGGGAAUGGGGAGGAAACUGGGGGCAAUUCACCGCAGAAGCUGGCAAGUGGGUUGCUCAGUAUUCCCUUAUCUAAUGUAGAGCGUUUGAGGUCUACAUUAUCUGCUGUUUCGUUGACAGAGCUAAUUGAGCUUGUGCCACACCUGGGACGGUCUUCUAAAGACUAUCCUGACAAGAAGAAGCUAUUCUCUGUCCAGGAUUUCUUUAGGUACACAGAGUCUGAAGGAAGGAGGUUCUUUGAGGAACUUGAUAGAGAUGGUGAUGGUCAAGUAACAUUGGAAGAUCUUGAGAUUGCAAUGAAAAGAAGGAAAUUGCCACCAAGAUAUGCUCGAGAAUUUAUGCAGCGUGCUAGAAGUCACUUGUUUUCAAAAUCAUUUGGUUGGAAGCAGUUUCUGUCCUUGAUGGAACAAAAGGAACCAACGAUUCUCCGUGCUUAUACUUCCCUUUGUUUAAACAAGUCUGGGACCCUAAAAAAGAGUGAAAUAUUGGCAUCACUUAAGAAUGCUGGCCUUCCAGCAAAUGAAGACAAUGCUGUUGCUAUGAUGCGAUUUUUGAAUGCUGACAUAGAAGAAUCUAUUUCUUAUGGGCAUUUUCGAAAUUUUAUGCUUUUGCUACCUUCUGAUCGACUCCAAGAUGAUCCUAGAAGCAUAUGGUUUGAAGCUGCAACAGUUGUCGCUGUUGCACCACCUGUGGAGAUACCAGCUGGGAGUGUUCUAAGAUCUGCAUUGGCUGGGGGCCUAUCAUGUGCACUCUCUUGUUCUCUGUUGCAUCCUGUUGAUACAAUAAAGACUCGGGUGCAAGCAUCAACCCUUUCUUUCCCAGAGAUUAUUUCAAAGCUUCCAGAGAUUGGAGUUCAGGGAUUAUAUAGGGGUUCAAUCCCUGCAAUUCUUGGACAGUUCUCAAGCCAUGGCCUUCGAACUGGGAUAUUUGAAGCUAGUAAACUUGUGCUCAUAAAUGUUGCCCCAACACUCCCAGAAUUACAGGUUCAAUCUUUAUCAUCUUUCUGCAGCACAUUUUUGGGGACAGCAGUCCGGAUCCCAUGUGAAGUGUUGAAGCAGCGAUUGCAGGCAGGUCUUUUUGACAAUGUAGGGCAGGCUAUCAUUGGUACUUGGCAGCAAGAUGGUCUGAAGGGAUUUUUUCGUGGGACUGGUGCUACACUUUGCCGUGAAGUUCCAUUUUAUGUUGCUGGCAUGGGACUGUAUGCUGAAUCUAAAAAGUUUGCUCAACAACUUCUACGACGGGAGCUAGAACCUUGGGAAACAAUUCUAGUUGGGGCUAUAUCCGGAGGGCUAGCUGCUGUAGUCACUACCCCAUUUGAUGUGAUGAAAACUAGAAUGAUGACUGCACGGGGAAGAUCCUUACCGAUGACAAUGGUAGCCUUUUCUAUACUUCGUCAUGAGGGACCCCUCGGGCUAUUUAAAGGAGCAGUGCCAAGGUUUUUCUGGAUUGCUCCUUUAGGUGCCAUGAACUUCGCUGGUUAUGAGCUAGCAAGGAAGGCCAUGGACAAAAAUGAGACAUGAAGUGAUCAGCCAUGUUAGAAGAAGUUGACUAGUUCUGGUAGCCUUUAUGAAAACUUUUAAAAACAUUAUACAUUGAAGCUCCCAGGUUUUGUUUUGUGAAUGCUGCAGGAAAGUUUUGUGCUCUUUCCGAAUUUUAGUUGCAUAUACACAUAAUCUGCCGACAAGUAGCUAAGACAUUGUACUUUUCAGUCAGUUUAUUGUAUCAAAAUUUUCUUGGUCUAUCAGGGAUGACUGCACAAAUCUUUUUGUUUUUUUUUUGGGCUGAAUCUUGUAUCUAUUUAAUUUGUGUACAUUUCAUGUGCAGCUCGUUCCAUUUUUUCCUUGAUAUCAGAAUUUCCAUUUGUAUUA
Messenger RNA from Manihot esculenta (cassava), 3533 nucleotides. Its product is annotated as mitochondrial substrate carrier family protein C. The transcript is spliced from 7 exons. The record is from RefSeq and is a predicted model, not a curated record. Bases 720 to 3185 code for a protein of 821 amino acids. Gene Ontology annotation, molecular function: S-adenosyl-L-methionine transmembrane transporter activity; calcium ion binding. Gene Ontology annotation, biological process: transmembrane transport. Gene Ontology annotation, cellular component: mitochondrial inner membrane. NCBI's taxonomy places the organism in Eukaryota, Viridiplantae, Streptophyta, Magnoliopsida, Malpighiales, Euphorbiaceae.